AUCACUUUUAUUUCGAACGCGCCAAACACAACACUGGUCAGCCACCAAACGGAAUUUUUUUUUCUCUCUUGAAAACAAAAAAAAAUCACAAAAAGUGAAAAUAAAAAGAAAAUUUACGUGCAAUUUUCGUAAAUAUAAAGAAAUUAACUGAAAACAAAACCAAACGUGUUUUCAAAAAUAAUUAUUUGUGUGUGUGUGUUAAACUAAAUAAAUAGUUGUUGUUUUCCUUAUUUAAUUUCCUUUUCGCAAAGUUAAGAAAAAAAACUCCUUAACAACCAUGUCUAUCUCCGAUUUCCGCAAAAAGAAGUUGUUGUUCCUGUUCAAUGUAUUCUUUGAUGUGAACCAAAGUGGUGAAAUUGACAUUAAGGAUUUUGAAUUGGCCAUUGAGCGUGUUUGUACAUUACGUGGCUGGGCUAAGGAUACACCAAAGAAUAAGGAAACCCAUGCUGUCAUGUUGGAAAUUUGGGAAGGUUUACGUUCAAAAGCUGACAAGGACAAUGAUGGUCAGGUUUCCGUCGAAGAAUGGUGCAACAUGUGGGACGCUUAUGCCAAGGAUCCCAGCACUGUUAUGGACUGGCAAAAUAAGUACAUGAACUUUAUGUUCGAUCUAGAAGAUGCUUCUACUGAUGGAAGUAUUGAUGUCUCCGAAUUCGCUUUAGUCUGCUCCAGCUAUGGUUUAGAGAAGAAAGAAUGCGAAGAGGCCUUUGCUAAAAUGGCCCAGGGUAAUGAAGAAGUAACACGUGAACAAUUUGCUGCCUUGUGGGAAGAAUAUUUCUCAGCUGAAGAUCCCUCUGCUCCCGGUAAUUACAUUUUUGGCAAAACCUCAUUUUAACAACUUUAAACGGAAGCAUGAUGUUUAAAAAGAAAAUUUUGUUUCAAAACCCAAAAAAAUGAACUAUAAAACACACUGGAACAAACUCAAUUCCUUAGUAACUUUAAAAUAAAAUAAACAAAGUAUAUUAAAAAUUAUAA
Molecule: messenger RNA, 972 nt
Organism: Lucilia cuprina (Australian sheep blowfly)
Lineage: Eukaryota; Metazoa; Arthropoda; Insecta; Diptera; Calliphoridae
Gene: Scp2
Product: calexcitin-1
Exons: 5
Coding region: 278-832 (184 amino acids)
Molecular function (GO): calcium ion binding
Source: RefSeq, a predicted model, not a curated record